AUGUCGGACACCAACGAACCAUUCUACCUCAGAUACUACUCAGGUCACUCUGGGCGGUUUGGACAUGAGUUUCUAGAAUUCGACUUUCGUACACUCGGCGAUGGACGAAGUGCCUCUGCGCGAUACGCGAACAACUCGAAUUACCGAAAUGACUCGCUCAUCCGCAAAGAAAUGUGUGUUAGCUCGCUGUUGAUUGCUGAGAUCAAGCGCAUCAUCAAGGACAGCGAGAUUAUGAAGGAAGAUGACUCCAAAUGGCCUCAGAAGAAUAAGGACGGACGACAGGAAUUGGAAAUCAGACUAGGCACCGAGCACAUCUCGUUUGAGACGGCGAAAAUUGGAUCGUUAGUAGAUGUGACCGAAUCUGCCGACCCGGAAGGACUCCGCGUGUUUUACUACCUUGUGCAAGAUCUGAAAGCACUUGUCUUCUCGCUGAUCUCUCUUCAUUUCAAGAUCAAACCCAUCUAG
Molecule: messenger RNA, 465 nt
Organism: Talaromyces amestolkiae
Lineage: Eukaryota; Fungi; Ascomycota; Eurotiomycetes; Eurotiales; Trichocomaceae
Exons: 7
Coding region: 1-465 (154 amino acids)
Biological process (GO): RNA splicing
Cellular component (GO): nucleus; exon-exon junction complex
Source: RefSeq, a predicted model, not a curated record